GGCGGAAGGCAGCUCUGGGUUAUGUGUUUGGUGCUGCCUGCUGUCACUAUUUUGUGCUUCCUGAUCUGAGGGGCAGGGUUCAUUGGCAUUUGGACUCUACUUACACAGCAGGUAACAGGGAUUUCUCUGGAUUGUUUGUUCUGCUUGACAGCCUCAGAAAUGAGCAACAUGAAGCAAAUAGUGGACAAAGCAAGGAAAGCCUUUCUUACAGGGAAGACGCAGUCUAUAGACUUCAGAAUACAGCAACUGCAAGCCAUGGAAAGAAUGCUCACUGAAAAUGAAGCUGGCUUUGUUGAAGCACUGAAAGCAGACUUGCACAAGAAUGAAUGCACUGCUUACAGCUAUGAGAUUAUGGGAUUGCUGGGUGAAAUUCACUUGGCCAUUGACAAUCUAACGAAGUGGACAGAGCCUAAGCACGUUAAAAAGAACAUAAUGACUAUGCGUGAUGAAGUGUAUAUUAAAUAUGAACCUCUUGGCGUCGUCCUGGUCAUUGGAGCUUGGAACUAUCCUGUGGUUGUCCUUUUGCAACCUGUAGUGGGCGCUAUAGCAGCAGGCAAUGCUGUGGUGAUAAAGCCUUCAGAAGUCAGUGAGAACACUGCCAAGCUUUUGGAAAGACUCAUCCCUCGCUAUUUGGAUAAGGAGCUGUACCCAAUAGUAAAUGGUGGGAUUCCGGAGACUACUCAGCUGCUUGAACAAAGAUUUGACCACAUCUUCUAUACGGGCAGUACCGGUGUUGGCAAAAUAAUAAUGUCAGCUGCAGCCAAGUUCCUAACCCCAGUCACCCUUGAACUAGGAGGGAAGAGUCCAUGUUAUAUAGAUAAAAACUGUGAUAUUGACAUAGCUAGUAGACGUGUUACAUGGGGAAAGUUUGUUAAUUGUGGUCAGACUUGCAUAGCUCCUGAUUACAUUCUAUGUGACAAGUCGAUCCAGGAUAAAGUAGUUGAAAAGAUUAAGGAAACACUUAAGGAGUUCUAUGGCGAAGAUGUCAAGAAGUCUCCAGAUUAUGAAAGGAUUAUAAACAAACGACAUUUUAAGCGCAUUCUUGAACUGAUGGAAGGACAGCAAAUAGUUCAUGGAGGCAGUUAUGAUGAAAAAACUUGUUAUAUAGAACCAACUGUCUUGGCAGAUGUGAAUCCAGAAUCCAAAGUUAUGCAAGAAGAGAUUUUCGGACCAGUGCUUCCCAUUGUAUCAGUGAGAAAUUUAGAUGAAGCCAUUCAGUUUAUAAAUCAGAGAGAGAAACCUCUUGCUCUCUAUGUUUUCUCUAAAGAUAAACAGGUGAUUAAAAGAAUGAUUUCUGAGACUUCUAGUGGUGGUGUCACUGCAAAUGAUGUCAUCAUGCACUUCACAGUUACAGAAUUACCAUUUGGAGGGGUCGGUCACAGUGGAAUGGGAGCCUAUCAUGGGAAGCACACCUUUGAUACUUUUUCACAUAAGCGUGCAUGCCUUAUUAAGUCUCUUGCUAUGGAAGGUGUGAAUAAGAUCAGGUAUCCCCCUUACAGUAUGAAAAAGGUGGAAUGGGCCAAAUUUCUUUUAACAACUAAGCUGAGUAAAAAGAAGCUUGCUCUGGUGCUCGUACCCAUGUUUGCUAUACUGGCAACUGUAAUUAUGAAGAGAUAUCGGUGGGAGCUUGCAGGCAGAGGGAUGCAACUAAUGCUGGCAUUUCAGAGGAUGUGGUAUAAGCGAGACUGAGUAACUGGGUACAGAGAGCAGCAAGGAUCACAUUUGUUCAGUGAGCUAUUCUAAAACUGAGAACUGAAAAAGCAACGCAGGAAGCUUUAACAGCGGAUUCCAUUGUGUUUGCCAUAUUAAGCUGCUGUAUAAUUAGCUGAAUGCUUCAUAUUGUGAAUUAUAGUUUUUCUUAUCAUAAAGAAGUUAGAAGUUAUAAUUUCUCCCAUAUUUCACACUAAAGUGUAACUACAAAGCCUUAUGUUAAACAUAUAAACUAUUCUUAUCACUAAUUUUUAACCCUUCUGACUAGAGCAUUCAGAUAUUAUUUUUCUUUUAAAAAUGUUCACUGCUUAACAUAUAGAAACGCCUGUAAUUUAUGCUAUACAUCAGAUCAUUACAUAGAUAUGAAUUCUCUUUGCACUAUUUUCAAGUAAACAUAAACAGAGUAAUCUAAGACAGGAAAAGUGAAACUAUGCAACAGUAUGCUGUUCAUUUAUGUAAAUUGUUGAUAUACUAAUUCUAGAGAGGGUACCACUGAUUGUUUAAUGUAAACUGCAUUAAAAUAUAUCUUUUUCAUUUUUAAA
Xenopus tropicalis (tropical clawed frog) is the source of this 2252-nucleotide messenger RNA. RefSeq names its product aldehyde dehydrogenase 3 family member A2 (gene aldh3a2). Gene Ontology annotation, cellular component: endoplasmic reticulum membrane. Gene Ontology annotation, molecular function: aldehyde dehydrogenase (NAD+) activity; oxidoreductase activity; oxidoreductase activity, acting on the aldehyde or oxo group of donors, NAD or NADP as acceptor. The record is from RefSeq and is a predicted model, not a curated record. Gene Ontology annotation, biological process: aldehyde metabolic process. The transcript is spliced from 12 exons. The coding region runs from base 160 to 1689 and encodes 509 amino acids. NCBI's taxonomy places the organism in Eukaryota, Metazoa, Chordata, Amphibia, Anura, Pipidae.